Messenger RNA from Penicillium argentinense, 1386 nucleotides. RefSeq names its product neutral amino acid permease. Gene Ontology annotation, biological process: amino acid transmembrane transport. Gene Ontology annotation, cellular component: vacuolar membrane. Bases 1 to 1386 code for a protein of 461 amino acids. The transcript is spliced from 4 exons. Gene Ontology annotation, molecular function: amino acid transmembrane transporter activity. The record is from RefSeq and is a predicted model, not a curated record. NCBI's taxonomy places the organism in Eukaryota, Fungi, Ascomycota, Eurotiomycetes, Eurotiales, Aspergillaceae.
AUGGGCUCGCAAAUGGACAGCCCGGCUGCCGUUGCAGAUUUGGGGACUAUCACCCGUCAGAAGACACUCGAAUCGGACGUCGACCUCGAAAACGAUUUGAAGGCUGGCAUCACGCCGCCGUAUAAGCAGGAUGCUUUUGGUGAUGAGGAGUUCGCAGAGGUCAAAUACAAAGUCUUGAAAUGGUGGCAAUGCGGUUUGCUGAUGGUUGCUGAGACCGUGUCCUUGGGUGUUCUAUCCCUUCCAGCUGCGAUUGCUGGCCUGGGUCUUGUCCCCGCACUUCUCAUCUUGGUCGGCCUUGGUCUGCUGGCCACUUACACAGGCUACAUCAUCGGACAGAUGAAAUGGCGGUACCCGCAUAUCACGACGAUGGCUGAUGCCGGAGAGGUUCUUGGAGGAAAAAUUGGCCGAGAGUUCCUCGGCGCAUGCCAAAUUCUCUUCCUUAUCUUCAUCAUGUCGAGUCACCUGUUGACCUUCACCGUGGCGAUGAACACGAUCACCAACCAUGGAACCUGCUCGAUUGUCUUCGGCAUUGUGGGAACGGUCAUCUCGUUCAUCUGCUCUCUGCCUCGAACCCUGGUCAAGAUGUCCUGGCUUUCCUUCGUCUCAUUCGGAAGCAUCAUCACCGCCGUGAUGAUUUGCAUGAUCGCCGUCGGCAUCGAGAAACCCGGCAGCGGCGUCGUCGCCGUCGUUCAGACCGAUUUAUACCACGGAUUCUCCGCAGUCUGCAACAUCGUCUUUGCAUUCUGCGGACACGCCGCAUUCUUCGGCCUGAUGGCCGAGCUCAAAAACCCGCGCGAUUUCACAAAGUCCCUCUGCCUGCUGCAAGGCGUUGAUAUCUCCCUUUACCUGAUCGCCGCCACUGUCAUCUACCGCUAUGCCGGUGACGGAGUCACUUCGCCUGCUCUUGGCUCGGCUUCGCCGGUUGUUGCUAAGAUUGCCUAUGGUAUCGCCCUGCCGACCAUCAUCAUCGCUGGUGUUAUCAAUGGCCAUGUUGCAUUCAAAUAUGUCUAUGUGCGUAUUUUCCGUGGGACGGAUCGCAUGCACAAGCGUGACUGGGUGGCUAUCACCUCGUGGGUUGGAAUCGCUGCUGGUCUGUGGAUUCUUGCUUGGAUCAUUUCCUCUGCUAUCCCGGUCUUCAGCAACCUGCUUAGUUUGAUCACUGCUCUGUUCGCUAGUUGGUUCACUUUCGGACUGAGUGGUAUCUUCUGGCUGUUCAUGAACAAGGGAAAGUAUUUCUCUUCACCGCGGAAGAUGUUCCUGACGGCUGUGAAUCUGAUUAUUGUUGCGAUCGGUGUCGCUCUGUGCGGUCUCGGUCUCUGGGUUUCUGGAAAGGCCAUCCAUGACAAUCCCAGCAGUGCCAGUUUCUCUUGCGCAAAUAAUGCUUAG